Molecule: messenger RNA, 1881 nt
Organism: Penicillium alfredii
Lineage: Eukaryota; Fungi; Ascomycota; Eurotiomycetes; Eurotiales; Aspergillaceae
Product: putative ABC transporter
Exons: 8
Coding region: 1-1881 (626 amino acids)
Cellular component (GO): membrane
Molecular function (GO): ATP hydrolysis activity; ABC-type transporter activity; ATP binding
Source: RefSeq, a predicted model, not a curated record
AUGGGCGACCAAGCUUGCUUGGAUACAGCCCCCCGUACCCCGGACCUGGAGCGAAAUGACAGCGGUGACUUCUUGAAAAACCACACCGUUCGGGAUUUCUCGUGGACCGGGCUGACCGUCACGGUCAAGGACCGCGAGACAAAGAAGGCGCGAGAUUUGAUCUGUGAUAUUAGCGGGGAUGUGCAGCAAGGAGAGCUGGUGGCCUUGAUGGGCCCUUCGGGCUGCGGCAAGACCACUCUACUCAAUGUACUAGCACGACGUGCGGCGGCAUCCGGGGCCAAAGUACUGGGAGAGAGCUAUGUGAACGGCGCUAAGAUCGACUCGGGUGCCUUCGAGCGGAUGACCUCAUACGUCGAGCAAGAAGACGCCCUAAUCGGGUCGUUGACAGUGGAAGAGACGUUGAAUUUUGCAGCGGAUAUGUCGCUGCCUAGUUCCGUGUCGAAGCACCAACGCCUGGACCGCGUCCGAGCCCUUCUUGAAGCCUUCGGGAUCCACAAACAGGCAAACACGCUGGUUGGGACUCCAAUUCGCAAGGGAAUCAGUGGUGGCCAGAAGAGGCGUGUUAGUGUGGCCAGCCAGCUUAUUACGUGUCCGCGGAUUUUGUUCCUCGAUGAACCAACCAGCGGACUGGACUCGACCGCCAGUUUUGAGGUGAUGUCGUAUGCAAAGAAAUUGGCGCGGUCCAACAACCUCAUCAUCAUCGCGAGCAUCCAUCAACCCUCCACCACCACGUUUCAACUGUUCGACCAGAUUCUUCUGCUCUCUGCGGGACGAACCUGUUUUUUCGGGCCUGUUACCGAGAUCGAGGCUUACUUUCGCCGCAUCGGCCAUCCCAUUCCGUCGCAAACCAACCCAGCAGAGUAUCUUCUUGAUAUUGUCAGCUCGGAUUUUACCAACUCCAAAGAGGAGGCUCAAACGCGGGUUGAAGGAAUUCAGCUCGCCUGGGCAAAGGCCGCUGAGGCCAAUGCAGUAACGAGGAAGGGGGCGGGGCGAGCUCGGAUGGUGGAAAGCGAAAGUGAGAAAACAUUGAUGCAGGACUUGGCUGGGCCAGGAGCCAUUCGAAUCACCGCGGCACUGCUUCAUCGCUCAUUUAUCAAGAGUUAUCGUGAUGUAGUCGCCUAUGGGAUUCGUAUCGUGAUGUAUAUGGGACUGGCCAUCCUGAUGGGCACCGUGUGGCUACGCUUAUAUCCAUCCCAGGAGUACAUCCAGCCACUUAUCAAUGCAAUUUUCUUCGGCUCUGCAUUUAUGUCCUUCAUGGCCGUAGCUUACGUGCCAGCUUUCCUCGAAGACCGUGCCACUUUCGCCAAAGAACGAGCCAACGGACUGUACGGUGCGACGCCGUUCAUGGUGUCGAACUUGCUCAUCGGGCUUCCCUUUCUGUUUUUGAUCUCGAUGUUAUUUUCCAUCGUCUCGUACUGGCUCUCCAACUUUCGUCCCAGCGGUGAAGCGUUCUUCACGUGGGUGAUGUGGAUCUUUUUGGAUCUGGUCGCAGCCGAGUCGCUCGUGGUAUUCGUGACAGCCAUAUUUCCGAACUUCGUGAUCGCCCUCGCCCUGGUGGCAUUCGCCAAUGGAUUGUGGAUGAGUGUGGGCGGGUUUCUUGUGACGCCGACGAUUCUGAAUCCGUUCUGGAAAUUACGUGCAUAUGUAUUCCAGGGCAUGAUGGUCAACGAGUUCUCCGAGCGUAUCUACUCGUGUGGCUCGCAGUGCCAGUGCAUGUACAUCACAGAUCUGGCGCCCCAGUGCCAGAUCCGGGGGACGGGCGUGUUACAGACAUAUGGGUAUGCGACAGGGAGGACGGGCAAAUGGGCUGGGAUUCUUGUUGGGAUUAUUGCAGUUUACCGGCUCUUUGGAUGGAUUGCGCUCUACUUGCGCCGAACAUGA